Rhinopithecus roxellana (golden snub-nosed monkey) is the source of this 2791-nucleotide messenger RNA. RefSeq names its product angiopoietin like 6 (gene ANGPTL6). The transcript is spliced from 9 exons. The record is from RefSeq and is a predicted model, not a curated record. NCBI's taxonomy places the organism in Eukaryota, Metazoa, Chordata, Mammalia, Primates, Cercopithecidae. The coding region runs from base 1132 to 2544 and encodes 470 amino acids.
ACUGCAGCGGCAAGAGACAAACCGGAGAAAGGGGCGGGGCUACGCGGCUCCGGGCUGCAGAGAAACUAAUCCGCCGGUUCGAAUCCCGCUUCGGCCCAUUUCCUCCAGCUGGGCUAAAACCACUUUCUGCAUUCCGAGGCUCUUCCCAAACUCCUCUGGACCAGCUGUCCUCCCCGGGUACCCCUGUCUGCAGACGGACUGAGGGAUGGAAACUCCACAUCACCCUCUGGAAACUCAGGGCAAGGCGGGCGCUUCGUGAAUAACUCGCCCCCUCCUUCUUUCCGCUCAAAGCCUCAGUCUUGGCCUCAGGCCUCUGGCGUCUUCCCCAAAACCUUGCAGUAGGGGAAAGGGACACCCCCUCGCUGGGCUGAGCAUUGCUCUCCCCUCCCCCAUCGGCCUCCUCUCCCUCCUUGCUCUCUCUGGCACCCCAAUUCUUCCUCCUCUCCCCCAGAUGUGUCUCCCCUCCCCUUCGUCUACCCCCUGUCUCUGUCUCCCUCUUGCAACGUUGUCUCUGUCAUUAGUUGUCUCUUUCAUCAUUUAUAACUAAAGAUGGAAACUAAAGAAGUUUCCUUUCUCUGUGUCUGGUCCCAUCCCUGUUUCUUCUCGUCUGCCUCCCUGUGUCUCUCCCCAUCUCCCCAUCUCUCCCUAUCUCUGCCAUCUCCCUAUGUCUCUCCCAUCUCCAUCUGUCUGACUCUCUGUCUUCUUCAGCCCCUCUCUGUGACUUAUGAAGUUCCCUCCCUCUCUACUGCCAAUGGGGAAGCCAGAAGGGGCUGAGGGUGGGGGGCCGAGGGGCCCAGUGUGGGGGCCCCAGCCCAGGCCCAGAGCCCAGCCUGGCAGCCUCUCUAAGAUCUGAGACGACCAUUUCCUCUUUCAACCCUGGAGUCCACUCGAGUUACUCGGGAGCUCAGGACAGUGCAGACCCAGGGAAGGAGGCGGCUCUCCCAGCGUGUGGCUGGUCGUCGGUGGGGCCUUCAGACAGGGCUCAGACCCUGGGCCUGGGCUCUGCGGGGCCCUACCUCAGAGGACCCACUGGACCCUCGGCUCUUCCUUGGACUUCUUGUGUGUUCUGUGAGCUUCGCUGGAUUCAGGGUCUUGGGCGUGAGAGGUGAGAGGGUGGGAAGGUCCGCCGCCAUGGGGAGGCCCUGGCUGCGUGCGCUGCAGCUGCUGCUCCUGCUGGGCGCGUCGUGGGCGCGGGAGGGUGCCCCGCGCUGCACCUACACCUUUGUGCUGCCGCCGCAGAAGUUCACGGGCGCAGUGUGCUGGAGCGGUCCAACGUCCACGCGGGCGGCGCCCGAGGCCGCCAACGCCAGCGAGCUAGCGGCGCUGCGCAUGCGCGUCGGCCGCCACGAGGAGCUGUUGCACGAGCUGCAGAGGCUGGCGGCGGCCGACGGCGCAGUGGCCGGCGAAGUGCGCGCGCUGCGCAAGGAGAGCCGCGGCCUGAGCGCGCGCCUGGGCCAGUUGCGCGCGCAGCUGCAACACGAGGCGGGGCCCGGGGCGGGCCCGGGGGCGGAUCCGGGGGCGGAUCCUGCCGCGGCGCUGGAGCUCCUCGGGGAGCGCGUGCUCAACGCGUCCGCCGAGGCUCAGCGCGCCGCCGCCCGCUUCCACCAGCUGGACGUCAAGUUCCGCGAGCUGGCGCAGCUCGUCACCCAGCAGAGCAGUCUCAUCGCCCGCCUGGAGCGCCUGUGCCCGGGAGGCGCGGGCGGGCAGCAGCAGGUCCUGCCACCACCCCCACUGGUGCCUGUGGUUCCGGUCCGUCUUGUGGGUAGCACCAAUGACACCAAUAGGACGCUGGACCCAGUCCCAGAACCCCAGAGAGACCAGAUCGAGAGACAGCAGGAGCCCCUGGGUUCUCCCAUCCCUGCAGGUCAACCUGCUGUCCCCACCAAGCCUGUGGGCCCAUGGCAGGAUUGUGCAGAGGCCCGCCAGGCAGGCCAUGAACAGAGUGGAGUGUAUGAACUGCGAGUGGGCCGGCAUGUGGUGUCAGCAUGGUGUGAGCAGCAGCUGGAGGGUGGAGGCUGGACUGUGAUCCAGCGGAGGCAAGAUGGUUCAGUCAACUUCUUCACUACCUGGCAGCACUAUAAGGCGGGCUUUGGGUGGCCAGACGGAGAAUACUGGCUGGGCCUUGAACCCGUGUAUCAGCUGACCAGCCGUGGGGACCAUGAGCUGCUGGUUCUCCUGGAAGACUGGGGGGGCCGUGGAGCACGUGCCCACUAUGAUGGCUUCUCCCUGGAACCUGAGAGCGACCACUACCGCCUGCGGCUUGGCCAGUACCAUGGUGAUGCUGGAGACUCUCUUUCCUGGCACAAUGACAAGCCCUUCAGCACCGUGGAUAGGGACCGAGACUCCUAUUCUGGUAACUGUGCCCUGUACCAGCGGGGAGGCUGGUGGUACCAUGCCUGUGCCCACUCCAACCUCAACGGUGUGUGGCACCGCGGCGGCCACUACCGAAGCCGCUACCAGGAUGGUGUCUACUGGGCUGAGUUUCGUGGUGGAGCAUACUCUCUCAGGAAGGCCGCCAUGCUCAUUCGGCCCCUGAAGCUGUGACUCUCUGUUCCUCUGUCCCCUAGGCCCCAGGGGACAUUGGUCAGCAGGAACUCAAGUUGUCCUGGCCACACCUUUGUGGCUCAGUGCCAGUGUGUCCCACAGAACCUCCCACUGUGGAUCUGUGACCCUGGGUGCUGAAAAUGGGACCCAGGAAUCCCCCCCAUCAAUAUCUUGGCCCCAGAUGGCUCCCCAAGGUCAUUCAUAUCUCGGUUUGAGCUCAUAUCUUAUAAUAACACAAAGUAGCCAC